GGGAGGAGUGGGAGCCUAGGGCCGGGAGGCGCAGACUCUGGUAACCCCGGCUGGGCGGGGAAGAGGAAGAGGAGGGGAGGGGCAGGAAGCCCCUUCCAGAGUGUAGGGUUGUGGUCCGGACCCGGAGCGGGAGCCGUAGGGAUUUUCAGCAUCACUUUCUUCUUCUCCCAGCAGGCCCCGCCCGGCCCGGCGAUGGAGUUUCCGGACCUCGGGGCUCACUGUUCCGAGCCGAGCUGUCAGCGCUUGGAUUUUCUGCCGCUCAAGUGCGACGCCUGCUCGGGCAUCUUCUGUGCAGACCAUGUGGCCUAUGCUCAGCAUCACUGUGGAUCUGCUUACCAAAAGGAUAUCCAAGUACCUGUAUGCCCACUCUGUAAUGUGCCUGUGCCUGUGGCCAGAGGGGAGCCCCCUGACCGUGCUGUGGGGGAGCACAUUGACCGAGACUGUCGCUCUGAUCCAGCACAGCAAAAACGUAAGAUCUUCACCAAUAAGUGUGAACGCACUGGCUGCCGGCAGCGGGAAAUGAUGAGACUGACCUGUGAACGCUGUGGCCGAAACUUCUGCAUCAAGCAUCGUCACCCACUGGACCAUGAUUGCUCUGGGGAGGGGCACCCAACCAGCCUGGCAGGACUUGCUGCCAUCUCCAGAGCACAAGGUCUGGCUUCUACAAGCACCAUCCCCAGCCCAAGUCGGACCUUGCCUUCAUCUACCUCUCCCAGCAGAGCCACAGCCCAGUCUCCGUCAUGGACUGCCCCUCCAGUGAUUGCUUUGCAGAAUGGCUUGAGUGAGGAUGAGGCUCUGCAGCGAGCCCUGGAAUUGUCCCUGGCAGAGACCAAACCUCAGGUCCCAAGUUCUCAGGAGGAAGAAGACUUAGCUUUAGCACAAGCACUGUCAGCCAGUGAGGCAGAGUACCGACGGCAGCAGGCCCAAAGUCGCAGCUUGAAGCCGUCCAACUGCAGCCUGUGCUAGGGCCUUGGGCUAGGGGAGGGAGGCUCAUCUGAGGAGGACUGUGGCCCUCACGUCUCUAGGGUUCACAGGGAGAGGAGGCCAGGAGCAGCCUGGAGUGAAGACAAGGAGUGACGUAGAGGCUGUUUCCAGGGAGCAUCAAGAGAAACAGCUUGUGGAACUGAGCCUACAGAAGGCCCUACUGGCCUCUCUAGCUGCGUGGGAGAGAGCAACUAUGAACUGUUCCCUGGUUGAGCCCUUGAAGGACGCUGGCUAGGCCCCACUCAACUCCCUGCAUCAUGUCAUCCUCCUUACACUGGGACUGCCCCCAUGUGUAGGGACAGGGAGGGCCCUGGGAAGAAUAAAGGAUAUUGGUAGUUAAUAA
Molossus molossus (Pallas's mastiff bat) is the source of this 1327-nucleotide messenger RNA. It is a transcript of the gene ZFAND2B, whose product is annotated as zinc finger AN1-type containing 2B. NCBI's taxonomy places the organism in Eukaryota, Metazoa, Chordata, Mammalia, Chiroptera, Molossidae. The transcript has 9 exons. Gene Ontology annotation, molecular function: zinc ion binding. The coding region runs from base 193 to 966 and encodes 257 amino acids. The record is from RefSeq and is a predicted model, not a curated record. Gene Ontology annotation, cellular component: cytoplasm; endoplasmic reticulum. Gene Ontology annotation, biological process: proteasome-mediated ubiquitin-dependent protein catabolic process; protein targeting to ER.